AUAAAUAUAUCAAAAGAAAAAUUAUUUAAAAAAAAUUAUCAAUUAUAUUAUAAUAAUAAUAAUAAUAAUUAUUUAUUUCAACGUCAAAUUAAUUUACAAUAUAGACAAAAUAAACGAAAAAUUCUAUAUGAACAUAUUCAAAAAGAAAAUUUAAAAUUUAGUCAAAAAUUAAUUAAUGCAAAAACUUGUCUUAAUCGUUAUGAACAAAAAUUAUUUUUUGAUAAACAUUGUAAACUUAAACAACAAUUACAACGUUAUCCAGUAUCAAUACGAAUUAAAACAAAAAAAACAAAUUUACAAUUUUCAUCUAAUGAAAAUUUCAAAAUUAUUAAUAAACCUGUAAAUUCAUCAGUUUUUAUCUAUAAUAAUAAUAAUAAUAAUCGAUUAUCUCAUAAAUCAAUUAAAUUACAAGAAAAACAUUCAAAAAUGAAUAAUCAAAUAUUUAUUACAAAAAAUUCAUUAUCUAAUAUAAAUAAACCUCAAAUAACUCAAGAGAAACUUGCUCAUUCUAUAAAAACUAAUUCAAAAUUUUCAAAAACACUUCUACCUAUUACAUCAAUUAUUCAAAAUACAAAACAAACAUCGAAUGUUACAAUUCCUGAAACAAAUCUAUUGAAAAAUGAAUCAUCAUUCACUUCAUCUACGGAUAAUAUCAUUAAUUGGAACAUUUCAAUUAAUACUGAAGAUCUCAAACAACAAAUAUCAUCGUUAAAAAUACAAUCUUCUAAAACUAUAUAUUCAUCUCAAUCUUCAUCAUCAGAAUCAAAUUUAUCCAAUCUGUAA
Rotaria sordida is the source of this 783-nucleotide messenger RNA. The record is from the annotation of a GenBank genome assembly. NCBI's taxonomy places the organism in Eukaryota, Metazoa, Rotifera, Eurotatoria, Philodinida, Philodinidae.